Messenger RNA from Diorhabda carinulata, 1595 nucleotides. RefSeq lists its product as uncharacterized. Lineage: Eukaryota; Metazoa; Arthropoda; Insecta; Coleoptera; Chrysomelidae. The transcript has 2 exons. Bases 161 to 1348 code for a protein of 395 amino acids. The record is from RefSeq and is a predicted model, not a curated record.
ACUAGAUGGCAAAAUAAGUUGUAGGCUGUAUGUUAUUUAUAAAAAGGAUUUUAACUAUAUAGUUGAGUGUUUUUGAUGAACGUUUUUUAUCUCAUGAUAUUAUAUUUUGUACUAUCUCGUAAUAUUUUUGUAUGAUAGAAAAAUGUAUGAGUGAACGCGCAUGCGAAUUGCAAUCAGUUCUAAAAAAUAUCCCAUUUGUUGCUCUACGUGUUGUAUGUUGCCAGUUCGUGAUAUGUCAAAUUUUGUAUGCCAAAGUACUUUCCAUAUGAUAGGUAUUUUGAAAAAUGAGAUGGAAUUUAAAAAUGAGUUUGCAACAAAUCGAAUUUUCAAGGAAAUAUUAAAUGGAAAUUAUCCAGCUCAGCUCGUGAACAAAAUGAAUAUGAGAGUUUUAGAAAGGUUCGUAGUGCGUCUUGUAGAGUAUACAUCUUCUUGGGCGGGCGCGAAAACACAAUCAACACAAAGUAAUAAUGUGUCAACAUCAAACUGGUGGUCUCUGGUUGAGGAUUUACAAGUGGAAAAGAAACAGAACAAAAAAGAGUUUCGACAUAAUUUGAAAAAAAUUCUAGUUUAUUGUAGUGAAUUUUUCCAAUCGUAUAACAAUCAAUGGCUUCCUGAUUCACCUCCUUGGAUUAACGACGAAAACUUCGAUAUCAUUUUUGCUAGGAAAAGGAAAAAAGAAUAUCCAUGUGAAGUGCCUCCAGCCAAAAAACGAAAGAAACUAUUGUCUCUGGUCGAAAAAGAUGAAGAACCCUUAGUUAAUUCAAAAAAGUACUCCCCAUCAUCAACCCAAUCAACAGAACCUCUUUCUCAAACAGAAUUCUUGGGUAUAUUAAAGUUAGGUAUAAACAAUAACGAGAUACCAAAACCUUUUAUAUCAAGUUUCAUAAGACCUAAUCGCCUUUCGAAUUGUCCGCACAUUCCUUUCUCUUCAGAUAUAGGACAGUUGAUGAUAAAAAAGGAAAAUGUUACUGUAUCCAGUUAUGUUAAAGAAAGAAAAUUAGAUCGAUUGGAAUGGUAUUUGAAUAAAGACUGUUCCUCAAUAACUGAUUCGAACUACAAAUUGGCUUACGUGCCUAAUAAGACUACAGCCAAUGAACAUUUUUAUAAUUUUCCUGUUAAAAGAUAUCAUAAAUAUCGAGAUGUACAAUUUCAAAUUUUUAUUCAUAGUUUAUGUAAACCGCUUACAGUUUUAUUAAGAAACGAAGACUUACCUAGUUUAAAGAAGCAAUAUGAUAAAUAUAAAGUGAGCAUAUUUUUACCAACAUUAUUGGAUAAACAAAUAAGGAAAUGUACCAGAACCAGAAGGAAGGUGAUAACAAAAGAAGUGAUUAGUAAAAGUGUGAUUUGAAGCAAAAUGGAUGAUGGGAGAUAUUGAUAUUCAAUAAAAAUAUCGAAAGAGAUGAUUUGGUGAAUAAAGAGAACCAAACUGUUUAGUUUGAAUUAAUGUACAAAAAUAGAUCUGAUCAUUCUCGUAUUUAUUAUUAAUGAUAUUUUGUUAGAUUUAUUGAUAUAAUUACUGUACUGUUAAAUAUUUAUAACUUAUACGAUAUCAUACAUUUCAAAUUGUUGUCCUAAAUAAACUUAUUGACAAAUAA